AUGCCGUCUAUACCAUUAGGUUUUCGUUUUCCCCUUACCGAAGAAGAACUUCUCACCCAAUAUUUGAGAAGAAAGAUAAAGCAAGAACCUUUGCCCCACCAUGGCGUUAUCAUUGAGCGAGAGAUCUACGCAAAAGCUCCAUGGGACGUAUUCACAUCAGAAGAUCCAUGGCAUACAUUAAAGAGCAGUGCCAACAAAGAUAAACAGGAAUUUGUUAUCUACAUCUUCACCAAGUUGAAGAAAACUGGUACUAAGAAGAGAGUCGUAAGGAGAGUCGGGUGUGGGACGUGGACCGGCCGAACCCAAAAAAUGAGUAUUUAUAAUCGACAGAAACAGCUUAUUGGUUUUAAGAAAAUGUUGGAUUUUGAAGCGGAUGUCAAGAAAGAUGAGUGCGCAAUCAUGCCGAGAGGUCAUUGGACUAUGCAUGAAUAUUCGUUGGGCGGUGUGAGUUUGGAUGGGCUAGAAGCUGAAGGUAGUAAUGAUCAUGAUUACGUUAUUUGCAAAAUCAAAAGAGAUGAUUCUAAACAUCUCAAGAGAGCACCAAAGCAUGAGGAAUCCAAAGAAGAAAACCCUAGUCGUAAGAAGAUGCGAUAUAAUCAUGAUGAGGCCUCUACAAGUACUCCACAAAACAACUCUGAUCAGACUGUAAUGCAGCAAAGGUUGUGUUCAUUACCCAACAAUAUUACAUCCUUUGAUGCUUCAACUACUACUACAAAGUCCGAUAUUCAGCCGCUGCAAGCACAUGAUGAUGAGACUGCAGGAUUCUUUGAUCUGCCCAACAUAACAGUCAACUCUUCUUAUACAGUAGCAGAGCCAAUUGAAGACUCGUUUUUUGACAACGUUGAUUUGGAAUUUAACAAAAUAUGUCCUAAAGAAAAAACGAAGAUGAGUUAUGAUGAUGAGGCCUCUACAAGUACUCCACAAAACAACUUUGAUCAGACUGCAGUGACGGUAAAUGAUCAUUAUGAGUUGCUUCCAACGCAGCAAAGGCCGUGUCCAUUGCCCAGCAAUAUUCAGCUGCUCCCAGCGCAUGAUGAGAUGGCAGAAUUGUUUGAUGAUCUGCCCGAUAUUGAGCCUCUGCCAACACAUGAUGAUGAUUUGACUGCAGGACUCUACUUUGAUCAUCUCACCAACACCAAUUCAAUGAACUCUUGUGGUACAGUAGAGGACCUGCAGCAGAUAGGGUCAUUUAACUUUGAUUUCGUGUUAGAAACUAAAUUCGGGGCACGCAUCAACGCUUUAUCUGAAAGUCUUCUGUCUGAUCACCCAUUACUUUGA
Messenger RNA from Cornus florida, 1278 nucleotides. Its product is annotated as NAC domain-containing protein 41-like. The record is from RefSeq and is a predicted model, not a curated record. The coding region runs from base 1 to 1278 and encodes 425 amino acids. Gene Ontology annotation, biological process: regulation of DNA-templated transcription. NCBI's taxonomy places the organism in Eukaryota, Viridiplantae, Streptophyta, Magnoliopsida, Cornales, Cornaceae. The transcript has a single exon. Gene Ontology annotation, molecular function: DNA binding.